AUGGGGAACAACCAAGUUUGUAUAAUAUCUUCCCAGUUGCUGGUUCUGAUUAUUCUUGCACUUCUACGGGGAGCAGAUGGUCAGCAUGGCCUACGUGGAAUGUCCGUUCCUGAACAUGGCUUUUGCCAACCUAUUUCCAUUCCUCUCUGUAUGGAUAUUGCCUAUAACGAGACUAUCAUGCCAAAUUUAUUAGGGCACAUUAACCAAGAGGACGCUGGGCUUGAAGUGCACCAGUUCUAUCCGCUUGUGAAAGUUCAAUGCUCUCCUGACCUGAAGUUUUUCCUCUGUUCCAUGUAUGCCCCCGUUUGUACGGUGCUGGAACAAGCACUGCCUCCAUGUCGCUCGCUCUGCGAGAGAGCGAGGCAGGGCUGCGAGGCUCUGAUGAAUAAAUUCGGUUUCCAGUGGCCUGACAGCCUCGCCUGUGAAUCUUUCCCUGUUCACGGAGCGGGUGAGUUGUGCGUGGGGCAAAACGCGUCUGGUAGAAGCACUCGUAUUAAUCCUAUCUCGGAUGUAACAGAAUCACCUUAUGGGCAGCGUAGGACUGUAAAGGGACAGUUUCGAUGCCCAGUUGCAUUGAGAGUACCCCCCUAUUUGAACUACCGUUUUCUUGGGGAGGAGGAUUGUGGUGCACCUUGUGAGCCCUCAAAACCACAUGGAAUGAUGUACUUCAAUGAGGACGAGUUGAAAUUCGCCAAGAUCUGGAUUGGAAUAUGGUCUGUGUUAUGCUGCGGGUCCACUCUGUUCACAGUUUUGACCUACUUGGUGGACAUGCAGAGGUUCAGCUACCCAGAGCGACCCAUCAUUUUCCUAUCAGGCUGCUACUCCAUAGUAUCAUUAGCCUACAUCGCUGGCUUCUUGUUGGGGGACAAGGUGGUAUGCAACAACCGCUUUGACAGCGACGUCAAAACAGUCAUCCAAGGCACCAAAAAGGAGGGCUGCACCAUUUUGUUCAUGAUGCUCUACUUUUUCAGCAUGGCCAGCUCCAUCUGGUGGGUCAUCCUGGCCUUGACGUGGUUCUUGUCAGCCGGGAUGAAGUGGGGUCACGAGGCCAUCGAAGCCAACUCGCAGUACUUCCACCUGGCGGCAUGGGCGGUACCCGCCAUCAAGACCGUCACCAUCCUGGCAGUGGGGCAGGUGGACGGCGACGUUCUGAGUGGCGUGUGCUACGUGGGCAUUAACAGCGUGUAUGCUCUCAGAGGCUUCGUUCUGGCGCCGCUCUUCAUCUACCUCUUCCUGGGGACCUCAUUCCUUCUGGCCGGCUUUGUGUCGCUCUUGCGCAUCCGGACCAUCAUGAAGCAUGACGGCAUCAAGACGGAGAAGCUGGAGAAGCUCAUGGUGCGCAUCGGCAUCUUCAGCGUGCUCUACACGGUGCCCUCCACCGUCGUCAUCGCGUGCUACUUCUAUGAGCAGGCGUUCAGGGAACAGUGGGAGAAGAGUUGGGUGAGUCGGACGUGUAAGAACUACGCCGUGCCGUGCCCUGGGCACCACCACCCGCAGAUGUCGCCAGACUUUACCGUCUUCAUGAUCAAGUACCUGAUGAUGUUGAUUGUGGGUAUCACCUCUGGCUUCUGGAUUUGGUCGAGUAAGACGCUGAAUUCGUGGAGGAGAUUUUAUACGAGACUGGCGAGCAAUAAACAGGGUGAGACAACAGUGUAAGACCUAAUACUGUUUAUUGUCCCCUGAACA
Molecule: messenger RNA, 1686 nt
Organism: Oncorhynchus masou masou (cherry salmon)
Lineage: Eukaryota; Metazoa; Chordata; Actinopteri; Salmoniformes; Salmonidae
Product: frizzled-1-like
Exons: 1
Coding region: 1-1656 (551 amino acids)
Biological process (GO): non-canonical Wnt signaling pathway; canonical Wnt signaling pathway
Cellular component (GO): plasma membrane
Molecular function (GO): Wnt receptor activity; Wnt-protein binding
Source: RefSeq, a predicted model, not a curated record